Messenger RNA from Colletotrichum acutatum, 1063 nucleotides. RefSeq lists its product as uncharacterized. The record is from RefSeq and is a predicted model, not a curated record. The coding region runs from base 306 to 596 and encodes 96 amino acids. The transcript is spliced from 2 exons. Lineage: Eukaryota; Fungi; Ascomycota; Sordariomycetes; Glomerellales; Glomerellaceae.
GAUAGUGUCAUUAAACUUAUCAGCUUGGUCUCUCCAUCCAUCUCUGUGACAGCACACAGCUAGCCUCUCUUUUAUCGACAACAUUCGCUCUCACACAAAGCUCUUUCAAAAUUCGACACGUCGCAUAUACACAAAAGUGCUCAUAUACAUACAAACACGCUCUCUACAUACAUCCAACACAACCAAUACAGCACAACACUCAACCGAUAUCAUCUUACACAACCGAUACACCUACAACACACGCAAUCAAACACACAACUCACAAAACUCCAAACACCACAUACACAACACACAAACCAGUCAACAUGAAGUUCUCACUCCUCACCCUCAUCACUCUCGUCAGCGCCGCGUCCGCAAUCAGCGUCGACGCCGGCCUCAUCAAGAGGCAAUGCAUCGCAGAAGGAGGUCUCUGCUUCACAAGCACCACAGAAGUAGACAAGCCCUGCUGCGGCGGCCUCAUCUGCAACACCGACCCCGCGCGCAAUAAUGCCAACGUGUGCGGCAAGAAGCCCGCCGAGAAGAGGGACGUCCCGGAGCCUCUGCCUGUACCGCGGGCAAUGCCUGAGAUUCCUCGCGAUGAGCCCAUCUGGGGAUAAGUGGGAAACGACAAGACGAUCAGGAGGGAAACAGUAUGGCAGGAGAGGGACUUCUACCUAGGCCGUUGUUCUGGCCAACAAGCGUACGAUUAUGACUUUUAUAUUCUUUCUACUUUCAAUCUUCUUCGAUGACUCAACCAUCACAACGGCUUGGUUGCUAGGGACGGGGACAACUUUAGACUUGAUACCACAUUUCUUAGCGUUUUUUUGAGAUACCAACUUUUCGAUAUCAUUCAAAGAAUCUAUUUACUUUGUACUUGCUCCUGGGGUACUUCUUGAUGAGUCUUGUGGUCUGAAUCGUGGACAUGCCCCAAAAGCUAGAUGACGAGAUCGCUCUUAUGCCUGCCAUCUUGGAACACUACAUGUGUUGAAGAAAAUCAUCUCACUUUGUCUUGGUACUUUCACUCCAGUAAACCUUUCCAUUUGGCAAAUAUGACCUGCACACCGAAGAUCCCCUCACCGCGUAG